AUGUUCAUAUUUGAUGAUUUCUUUCCAUUUUUCCCGACGAUCUCUCGAAGCGCAUUCGGGGAUGUUUUCUCAAGUUUCUCCAUUCCCUUUAAUGUUUCAACUUCGACCACUCAGUCUCACUACAUCAUUCACGCCAACGUUGAUGGUAUCCCCUUGUCAGAUAUCUCAGUGAAGGUCAAUGAUGUUGGAACAUUGCUAAUGGUCACUCUGAGGGGAAGACCUUUGGAGGAUAUUAAAGAAGAGGAGUCCGAUGAAGUUAAAGAGGUUGAUUACCAAAGUGAAAAGGAGGAUUCAAGGGUACCUGAGAAUCAUUACGAAAAAUAUGUUUUGAGUGUUAGGUUUCCCAUGGACAGUAUCGAUGUCGAUGGUAUUAGGGCAGAGUUGAAGGACGGGGAGUUGUUAGAGAUCAGGACCACAUACAUAACAGAUUUCCGCAAUCCACAAAUUCUCCUUGACAGUGGUUUGUCAAAGAGCGUUAGAACUGUCUUGGAGAAUUUUAAAAAAUGCACAAAUGAUGGGAUCAACGACGCAAAUAUCCAUAAAAUCGUUAAUGGCAUUUUGGAACAAGCGAAUGAUUUUCAAUCCUUGACCCAGGAUUCAGUUAAUCACUGCAGUUUGAUGGCUUCGUAUGCUACGGACUUUAUAGAAUACAUACAAAUCUUGAUGGAAGAAGAUGUAUUGUGCGCAGAUUUCAUCGAGGCCAUGAAAUCUCAACUUCAAUCCGCCACAUCUAACAGAUUGGGUGCUACCCGUUUGGCACAAGGAUAUUGUGAAGUCUUAACCUCCUUGAAGAAAAUUGCCACAGAACUCGAAGAAUACACAAGUCUGAGGGGGAUCGAAAAGAAAUUGGAACAAGAUGCCGAGAAUUUAAAGAAAGAACAGAAAGCAAAUACUUGGGCUGCAGUAGGCACUGGAAUUACUACGGGUGCGGCUAUAGUUGCCGCUCCGUUCACCGGCGGGGCGUCACUUGCUGUUGUUGGUGCACUGGGACUUACAUCAGCUGGUGCGAUGAUAGGUACUUCCGUGAAUAGCGUUAAAUUCGGGGAGAGAGCGAAAUUAUCUGAGAACGAAUUGCAACAAAUAAGUGAAAUUCGUGUAAACGUUGGAAUCCUGACGACCGAACUCUUAACCAUAAUUGACAAAUUUAGUGAAUUCGACGAAUUUUUUAGGUUGGAGAUACAGGAUAUCACCAAUGUUACAGAGAAAUAUGCAGUAGACGGAGAAAAUCAAAUCCUUCCAACCGUCGUUCCCACCCCAUCCGUCACUCAACAAACUCUCAAUAUAACUGAAUUCAAUAUUCCUCAAAUUCCUUCUACCGAAGGGCUAUUCCAGGACAUUGCAUCGGUGUUGGAUAACUUCGAAGAAUUUUCGAAAGAGGAAAAAGUCGAGGAUACAAAUAUCCAUGCUAUAACCAUUUUGGAGCAGGACCGUAAAUUUAUGUCCUUGAUUAAGGAUUCAAUCGAUUAUUGUGUGCAAAUGGCUGUCUAUGCAACAGAUUUCAUGGAAUAUGUGCAGAUCUUGAUGGAAGAAGAAGUGUUGGCCUCGGAUUUUAUCGAAACUAUGAGACAUCAAGCUCAAACCGCCACAAAAAACCGAUUAAAUGCUACCAGUCUAGUCGAAAGAUGCUGCGACAUGUUGAUCGCAUUGCAAAAUAUCGUAAAUGAAAUGGAGGAUUUUGCCUCUCAAACCGGUAUUGAGAAGGAGUUGGAACAACAUGUCGGUCAGGCAAGGAAAGGACAGAAAGUUCGUACCUUUGCCGCGGUAGGAACCGGGAUCACAACUGGAGUAGCAAUUAUUGCGGCACCGUUUACUGGAGGUUUAUCGCUUGCCAUCAUUGGUGCUUUGGGUCUUACGUCUGCGGGUGCAAUGAUAGGUACAUCUGUGACAAGCGUUAGAUAUGGAGAAUUGGCAAAAGUGUCUGAGAGCGAAUUACGCCAAAUUAAUCAGAUUCGAACAAACAUCAGAAAUGUGAUUCGAGGACUUAGAAGCAUGGUUGAAAAAUUCCAUGGAUUCGAUAAAAUUUUCAGACAAGAGGUAGAGGACAUCACAAAAGCCAUGGAAAAUUACGGAACAGAUGAUAAUGAGGUUGGCCUUAGAAUGUCGAGAAUGAAAGGUACAGCCAUCAGAAACCAGUGGUCACGAGUGAAAUGUACGUUUGAGACGUAUGCGAAUGAGACACAUCUGUUAUUAGGAGAUUACAUCUGA
Molecule: messenger RNA, 2205 nt
Organism: Acaulospora colombiana
Lineage: Eukaryota; Fungi; Glomeromycota; Glomeromycetes; Diversisporales; Acaulosporaceae
Source: the annotation of a GenBank genome assembly